This is a messenger RNA of Aspergillus campestris IBT 28561, 2226 nucleotides long. RefSeq lists its product as uncharacterized. Lineage: Eukaryota; Fungi; Ascomycota; Eurotiomycetes; Eurotiales; Aspergillaceae. Gene Ontology annotation, cellular component: mitochondrion. Gene Ontology annotation, biological process: superoxide metabolic process. The transcript is spliced from 5 exons. Gene Ontology annotation, molecular function: superoxide dismutase activity; metal ion binding. The record is from RefSeq and is a predicted model, not a curated record. Bases 1 to 2226 code for a protein of 741 amino acids.
AUGGCUGCCUCUCUUCUUCGCACCUCCACUCGCUCCGCCCUGCGCGCUGGAGCUUCGGCUGCGCCCAGAGCCGCUGGUGUCGCGGGCACCACCUUCUGCCGCGGCAAGGCCACUUUGCCUGACCUGCAAUAUGACUUCGGCGCCCUGGAGCCGUCCAUCUCGGGCAAGAUCAUGGAGCUUCACUACAAGAACCACCACCAGACCUAUGUCAACAACUACAACGCGUCCGUCGAGAAGCUGCAGGAGGCCCAGCACAAGGGCGACAUUGCCGCCCAGAUUGCGCUGAAGCCCGCCAUCAACUUCAACGGCGGUGGUCACCUCAACCACAGCCUGUUCUGGGAGAACCUGGCCCCCAAGAGCGCCGGCGGCGGCGAGCCCCCCUCCGGUGCCUUGAGCAAGGCCGUCAACGACAGCUUCGGCAGCGUUGAGCAGUUCCAGAGCCUGAUGAACGCCGCGCUCGCGGGCAUCCAGGGCAGCGGCUGGGCCUGGUUGGUCAAGGACAAGCAGACCGGCGGCCUCGCCAUCAAGACCUACGCCGUAUGGAUCUUGACGCUAACUUCCUACAGAACCAGGACCCCGUUGUCGGUCAGUUCGAGCCCCUGCUGGGUAUUGAUGCUUGGGAGCACGCCUACUACCUGCAAUACCAGAACCGCAAGGCCGAGUACUUCCAGGCCAUCUGGGACGUGGUCAACUGGAAGGCCGUGGAGAAGCGUUUCUCUUAGAGAACGGCGGGAUGACCCCGGUGAACGUCGUGGCUUUCGAGCCUUUUUCGCCAGCGCCCUCCGACCCAAGAAAUCCCGCCAGGUCCUGCGCAAGGGCGGCUUCAGUACCUCCACGCCAGAUCUCCGACCCUCCACCAGCAGCAGCAGCGUAUACACGGCCCCCGGCGCCCGCUUUCCCGACGAUGACGUGCCUCCAAUGCCCUCCCUGGCCCCGCUCGAGGCCCACCGCGCCAAGUACCGCGCGAUCAAUGCCGGCAAGGAUACCCAGCUGGGCGAGACCCGCGACCCCACGGCCAUGCUGCACGCCCUGGGGGUCCAGGAACUCGAACACGACCCCAAUGCGCCGGACGACAUGCAUGACAACCGGCCGCCGGGCGAGCCCGACAUAGCCAGCCUCUCCGCCGACCUGUGGCAGCGCAUCGCCGACGAACUCAACCCCGCUGGCCGCGCCAGUCUCAUCUUCGCCAGCAAGACCCUCCUAUCGCGGCUAGGCCCCGGCGCCUGGUGGGCGCUCGAUGAGCCCGAUAACACCCCCUACAAGGGCGACUUCCUUGCCUCCCAGGACCGACAUUACCCGCACCACCUCCUCUGCUUCCCUUGCGGCGUCUUCCACCGCCGCACGCAAGAGGGCGCCGAACGCCUCCAGCCAGCCGGCACAGUCAACCCGCUCUUCGACUGCCCCAACGCCCGCAACAGCGCGCUGCCGUCCCCGCGCCACCGCAUCACCCACGGCCGCGUCCUCUACUUCGUCUUCGUGCAGCUCUCCAUGCGCGCCCACCGCUUCGGUCCCCGCUACGGCAUCCCCGCCGAGACCCUCAGCCGGCGCUGGCGCCGCGACGGCUGGUGGCACAACACCCGCUACUACAUCCACCGCAACCACCUGCUCAUGCGGGUCGUCAGCUCGACGUUCGCCGAGGCAGGCCUGACGCCCUCCGCGCAGCGCAUGCUCCUCUACUCGCGCGAGGACUACUGGCCCUACUUCUCCGCCUGCGCCCACUGGCGCGACGGCGAGCUCAUGAACAUCUGCAAGUGCGCCCUCGGCCACAUCCCCCAGUCCCGCGCCACUGCCGGCCUCCAGGGCCUCGAACACCGCGCCAAGGACAAGUACCACGGCCGCACCCACAACCCCAACGCCCUGACCACCCUCUGCGGCCGCUGUCGCCCCAUGCGCCGCUGCCCCGAGUGCCCCUCGGAGUACCUCGUCGAGGUCAAGCUCACCGAGGACCGCUCCGACCCCCGCGCGCUCCGCUUCCGCCAGGCCAUCGUCGUCACGCGCUGGUGCGACCUCGGCGACGGGACGUCCCCGCACACGUCGCCGGAGUGGUCCGCCUGCAAUGGCGAGAACGUCGAUCACCCGUUCGAUUCGUUCGCCAGGUUCAGCAAGCGCUCUAUCGCGGGGACGUUCGAGGCGGCCUUUACGGAUGAUACCUUGCCGGGGCAGCGGAUGCUGUCUUUGAAUCCGAAGGGGAAAAAGUUGGGAGAGGAGGGAACGGGGUGGUAUUAA